Messenger RNA from Penicillium verrucosum, 1500 nucleotides. Its product is annotated as cytochrome P450. Lineage: Eukaryota; Fungi; Ascomycota; Eurotiomycetes; Eurotiales; Aspergillaceae. The transcript has 4 exons. The coding region runs from base 1 to 1500 and encodes 499 amino acids. Gene Ontology annotation, molecular function: oxidoreductase activity, acting on paired donors, with incorporation or reduction of molecular oxygen; monooxygenase activity; iron ion binding. The record is from RefSeq and is a predicted model, not a curated record.
AUGCUUCUUCAAUCCGCUUCAAGUUUACUGCAUGAAUACUACAUUUCGGUUACCGCCGCUUUAAUCCUAUUUGGAUUGGUCUCGAAGGUAUACUACCAACUCUUCAUCAACCCUCUCGGCAAGUAUCCCGGACCAAAGCUUGCUGCUACAUCACGUAUACCUCAACUCUACCACGCCUUCAAAGGUGACCUGCUUGAAUGGGUUACUGGACUACAUACCACGCACGGUGAUGUAGUCCGCGUCGCGCCAGAUGAGCUGAGCUAUGCGACUGGCGAGGCGUGGAAGGGAAUCUAUGGCCAUGCCUCUGCAGGGAAACAAGUCACAGAGAAAGACCUUCGAUUCUACGGUCCAUCCUUUAAUGGAGCUCCAGAUAUCAUCCGGGCCAAUGGACCUGAUCACGCUCGCUUUCGCCGCAACUUCUCCCACGCCUUUUCUGAUCGGGCGCUUCGAGAACAACAAUCUCUGAUCUAUGGAUAUGCGGAUUCUUUAAUUGAUAUCCUCCACAGAACGAUCAAGGAGGACCCUGAGGCAAAAGUCAAUAUGGUCCGUAUGCUCAAUUUCACGACUUUUGAUAUCAUGGGAGAUUUGACCUUUGGUGACUCCUUGAAUCUGUUAUCUGGAACUGGUAACCUGAAUUGGGUAUGUGCAGUCUUUAUCAGUAUAAAAACCAAUACUUUGCGCAGACUGGCACGCUACGUCCCUUGGACCACUCCCAUUGUCCAUAGGCUCAUUCCGAAGGAGCUGAAGCAACAAAGUACCGCUCAUUACGAGGCGUCCCAGGAGCGUGUUGAUAAAAGGAUUGACCUCAACCAUACGCUACAAAAACCUGACAUCUGGGGUAUUGUCAUGAAUCAAAAGGAGGAUCUUCGUCUCAGUCGCGCAGAGAUGUAUGCCAAUUCCCAGAUUUUCAUGGUUGCAGGUACUGAGACCACUGCAACUGCACUAAGUGGCUUGCUCUAUCACCUCCUGAUGACGCCUGAGAAGAUGAAGAUCAUUGUAGGGGAGGUUCGUGGGGCUUUUGAGAAAGAUUCUGAUAUUGAAAUGAAAGCUCUGGAGCAUAUGCCGUAUCUCAAUGCAUGCAUUGAGGAAGGAUUGCGUGUCUAUCCUCCUGUUCCAAUCGGUCUGCCUCGCAUUACUCCCGAUGAGGGGUUGCUUGUUUGUGGUGAACACAUCCCAGGAAAGACGGCUCUGUCGGUUCAUCACUGGGCUACAUAUCGCAGCGCUCAGAACUUCAGAUUGCCAAAUCAGUUCAUCCCUGAGCGUUGGAUUGGCGAUGAGUUUGCCACCGACAACAAGGCUGCAUUCCAGCCAUUCUCAUUUGGCCCUCGCAACUGUAUCGGGAAGAAUCUAGCAUACCACGAAAUGCGGGUCAUUCUGGCCAAGGUGCUGUAUAACUUUGAGCUUUCUCUUCUUCCUGAGUCCAUUGGUUGGGAGAAACAGAAAACCUUCUUGUUGUGGGAGAAGAACGAGUUGAUGGUUCAGCUGAAGGCGAGAAAAUAA